AACUUCUGACUAUUUUUUAUUUUGUUCAAACACUCAGCAAAGUGAUGGGAGUGUGGUAUCGGCCAUGUUAUGUUCAGAAACGUGAUUAGCUACCUGGCUAGCUGGCGUACUUCAAGCGGCCAUUUCUAACUUUUCGAAACCAGAUUUGAAUCCCCCUUUUGAGAUGCGCCAUCUCAGUGAUGGAACUGGUUAGCCAACUUUAAAUUGUUAGUUCUCUAGCAACUUCGUUUGCUAGAUCAACUAGCAUAUUGUUAACCAUUUGUGUUUCUAAUCGGCCAACUGAGAGUUGGUUCUGUUGAGUAUUUGACGUUCGUUAACAAUGGCUGGCUAGCAUUAGCUGGUGAUUGUGCAUUUGGAUUCGAGCAAUGGAUCGAUGGCUGCCCGCUAGUGAAGUGCGCAUUGCUUUUGUUACAUUUUAGCUGGACAGCUGGUUAACUAUCAAGCCUAAGUUGUACAGGUCAGUGAUCGAGGAUGUGAUUAACGAUGUCCGGGAGCUCUUCCUCGACGAGGGUGUUGACGAGCAAGUCCUCUUGGAGCUGAGAACACUGUGGGAGAGCAAGCUGAUGCAGUCGAAGGCGGUGGAGGGCUUCCACACGGAGGAGCAGCAGCCCCAGGCACAGGUGCAGCAGGUGCAGCAUGUCCAGCAGCAGCCCCAGAGCCAGCCCCAGCAGGUCAUCCUCCCCCCUGCCCAACAAGCUCCACAGCAGCAGGUCAUUGUUCAGGAUCCCAAAAUUUUGCAGCACAUGAGCGCUACAGGAAUGAGUGCCGCUGCCACAGCCGCUACCCUGGCUCUGCCCACAGGAGUGAGCCCAUACCAACAGAUUCUCACCAGCCAAGGUCAGAUCCUGCAGGUAGUUCGGGCUCCCAAUGGGACACAGUACCUAAUCCAGCCUCAACAGCAGGUGGUUCUGCAACAGCAAGUCCUGCCCCAAAUGCAGCCGGGUGGAGUGCAAGCCCCCGUCAUACAACAGGUCCUGGCUCCCCUGCAAGGUGGAAUCCCCCAGCAGACCGGUGUGAUAAUCCAACCACAGCAGAUUGUCCUGGCUGGGAAUAAGGUCCAACAAAAUGCCCAGGUCAUGCAGGCGGCUGCCAUGGCUGCCCAGGCAGGACAAGGAGCUACGCAGGUGCAGCAAGCUCAGGCGCAGGCUCAAGCUCAGGUGCAAGCUCAAAUUCAGGCUCAGGCUCAGGCUCAGGCUCAGGCUCAGGCUCAGGCUCAGGCUCAGGCUCAGGCUCAGGCUCAAGCCCAGGUUCAGCAGCAGCAGCAGCAGCAGCAAGCACCUCAGCAACAGCCUCCCAUGAUGCUCCAGGUCGACGGCGCCGGGGACACGUCAUCUGAGGAGGAAGAGGAAGACGAGUAUGACGAAGACGAGGAAGACGACAAGGACAAAGAUGGUGCUGAGGACGGGCAAGUCGAAGAGGAGCCCCUGAACAGCGGGGAUGACGUGAGUGAUGAGGAGGGCCAGGAGCUGUUCGACACUGAGAAUGUGGUCGUGUGCCAGUACGACAAGAUCCAUAGAAGCAAGAACAAGUGGAAGUUCCACCUGAAAGAUGGAAUCAUGAACCUAAACGGAAGAGAUUACGUGUUCUCCAAAGCCAUCGGGGACGCCGAGUGGUAGAGAUGGACAUGGCCCGGAGCUUUCCGUCGGACGAUAACACGGGACGCGUUAAAACUGGGGUCUAGGUGCAUUUCAGAGGACGCAUCAGGAGGCACGCGCUUGACACUGCAAAUACUGGAUGCACAUAUGCGAGCCAGCCCCUCCCCUCUUUCAACCGCUCCCGUGCGAUGGCGCUAUUUUUAUUUGCCACACGUUUGCUGAUGACUGUAUCCGGAAGCACAGGUUCUCCUGUCUCUGUACAGCUUCUAGAAAAAGCAGUCCCAACUACACAACUCAUUUUGAUUCACCUGCAGAUGGAAGGAUUUCUACCAUUGAGAAAACCCCCUAGGAAAAAAAAUCACCAGAGAUGGAUCAAUAGGCUCCUUUAGUGUCAGUCAAAACCUUGCAACUGCCCCACAAUAGCAGUUGACACCAGUGGUUGGAUUUCAGAGCUUAUUGUGCAUUUUUGGCUUAUUUUAGCUUGGUCCUGGUUGUAGAGCUGCUGUUAUAUUCCUGCCAGACACUCAUGAUAUCAAGGUCCAUUACAUGUCGCGUGUCUAAAUGAACGCUGCACACACUACUGCGAUUGCCUUUUUUUUUUUUAAACCCUACCCCCCCUCCCCUCUUAAAAAAACAUAAUUUCAAGGAUCCAAUCACAAGGCUUCCAAAAACAGGAAAUGCAUGUGAGGGCCCUGUGGAGAUUCCAAGAUCACCACCUCAAAUGUGGGGAUCCAAUCGCAGACUUGUUUUUUUUUUUUUUCUCCCCUCCUCCGCUCAAAAGACUACACAACUCACUUUAAUCUGGAUGAUACUGUGUGGGUGCUGUUUUUUGUUUUGUUUUUGUUUUUAAUCUGCCAGGGUUGUCAGUACUUAAAGCCGCACAGGUGCUUUUGCACGGUCAUCUGUACUGUGACAUCUAUCAUGGCAGCAUGCGAUGUCCUAACAGAUUCUUUUUUUUAUUUUUAUUCAAAUGUGUUUUCCAUCCGUCAGCAGUCAUCUUUGUGUUGUUAGCUGAGUGAUGGGGUUUAUCAGCUAAACCUCCCCCUCCCCCCCCCAAGCAAGUAUCAGAUUUUCUCACAGGUUUUUGUAUUUAUUCUGCAGAGGUUGGGCAGGGUGUAGGUGGGCGGGUGGGUGAAACCACACCAAAUUGUGCUCUUAUUAUGACACAAGUGUUCCUUUUCAAAAGGGUUUCCUCUGCUGGCUGGGUCUCAUUCAUCAUCCCUGUUCACUUCUGUUGCGUCUUGUACUUGAAUUUUAACCUUUUAUUUUUAUCUUGUAUUGCCUGGAAAUGUUUAUACUUGUUUAUUUCUCUCCCCAGCUUGUUCUAACAGGGCAUUGUUCGCUGAAUUUUAGAGAAAUAAACUACACAUUAUUUUUUA
Conger conger (European conger) is the source of this 2974-nucleotide messenger RNA. It is a transcript of the gene gtf2a1, whose product is annotated as general transcription factor IIA, 1. Gene Ontology annotation, cellular component: transcription factor TFIIA complex. The transcript is spliced from 10 exons. Bases 564 to 1616 code for a protein of 350 amino acids. Gene Ontology annotation, biological process: transcription initiation at RNA polymerase II promoter; transcription by RNA polymerase II. Lineage: Eukaryota; Metazoa; Chordata; Actinopteri; Anguilliformes; Congridae. The record is from RefSeq and is a predicted model, not a curated record.